GUUUUUAUUGGGAAACUAAUCAAAAUAGGUACUUAUUACAGUCGAAAAGGGAAAACCUCUCAAACUGAUCUGAUUUUACGAUAAUUGUGAUUGUAAUUGUAUUAAAAGUAGCUGAGAAGAUGGCAUCUCUGGGUGACCCUUUAUAUCCCAUUGCCGUGCUUAUCGAAGAGUUGAAAAACGAGGAUGUUCAGGUGCGUCUAAACUCCAUCAGAAAGCUAUCCACCAUUGCUCUGGCUUUAGGCGAGGAGCGCACUAGAUCCGAGUUGAUACCCUUUCUCAUCGAGGCCAUAUACGAUGUUGAGGUGUUGCUGGUUCUGGCUGAUCAGCUGGGAAAGUUUACAAGUUUCGUUGGAGGACCCGAAUUCGCCAUGUACUUGAUACCACCACUCGAGAGUUUGGCCACCAUUGAGGAGAGUGUGGUCCGGGACAUGGCCGUUGAAUCCCUGCGCAAUGUGGCCAAUGAGCACAGUCCUCUGGACCUAGAGAUCCAUGUGGUGCCAACGCUGCAACGCCUUGCCUCAGAUGACUGGUUUCCCGGCCGUCUCUCGGCUUGCAGCCUUUUUUCGGUCUGUUAUCCUCGUCUCCCUCAACCUGUGAAGGAAAGCCUGCGCGCCAGUUUCUGUAAGCUGUGUCAGGACGAGACGGCCAUGGUGCGACGUGCAGCAACUAGUAAGCUGAGUGAGUUUAGUAAAGUUAUGGAAAUCGAGCACCUCAAGUCGGACUUGAUCCCCAGCUUUGUGCAACUGGCUAAAGAUGAGCAGGACUCUGUUCGUCUGCUGGUCGUUGAGGCUUGCCCCACCAUUGCCCAGUUGUUGCCCCAAGAGGACAUUGAGCAGUUGAUUUUACCCUCACUGCGUCAGUGUGCCAAGGAUCCGUCGUGGCGCGUGCGCUGUAAGGUUGCCGAGAAGUUUGUGGACUUGCAAAUGGCUGUGGGUCCUGAUAUUACCCUAAUCGGACUGUUGCCAGACUUCCAGAGUUUGCUCAAGGACACUGAGGCUGAGGUUCGCGCUGCGGUGGCUAGCAAAGUAACAGAUUUUUGUGCCAAUCUAGCCAAGGCCAACCAGGCGCAGAUUAUACUCAACUGCAUUUUGCCCAGUGUUCAAGAUCUGAUCUCAGAUUCGAAUUCACAUGUCAGAUCGGCUGUGGCCUCUGUCAUUAUGGGUCUAAGUCCCAUAUUGGGCGCCUAUAAAACUGUGGAGGACUUGCUGCCCCUGUUCUAUAUACAACUCAGGGACGAGUGCCCGGAAGUCCGUCUGAAUAUUAUCUCCAAAAUGGAUUGUAUCAAUGACAUCAUGAACAUACAGCAGGUUUCAGAGUCAAUCCUACCCGCCGUAUUUGAGCUGGCUGAGGAUUCCAAGUGGAGGGUGCGAUUGGCCAUCGUUGAAUAUAUGCCUUCUCUGGCCGGUCAGCUGGGACAGGAGUUCUUCAACAAAAAGUUGCAUGGUCUUUGCCAGUUCUGGCUCAAUGAUCAUGUUUUUGCCAUUCGAGAGGCUGCUGCCCUUAACUUGAAGAAGCUAGUGAAGCAUUUUGGGGCUCCUUGGGCUGAGCAGACUAUUAUUCCCAUGAUCCUGGUUAUGUCACGCAACACCAACUAUUUGUAUAGAAUGACUUGUUUGCUCUGUCUAAGUGUUUUGGCCGAGGCUUGUGGUACAGAUUUAACCGUCAGACUGCUGCUUCCUACAGUUCUUCAGCUUGCCACUGAUCCUAUAGCCAAUGUUCGCUUUAAUGUGGCCAAAACCCUGCAGAAGAUGACUCCCUUCCUGGAGGCCAGUGUCAUUGAAGAUCAAGUGAAGCCCACUCUUGACAAACUGAAGGUGGACACGGAUGCGGAUGUCAAGUAUUUUGCUGCUCAGGCUAUUGACGGUAUAGCAGCAGCAUAAUCAAGCAUUUUGUGUCAUUUUUUAUUACACUAUAACUCUGAGAAACAUUCACAAAGCUUUUAGUAGAUACAAAAAUGUAUAAUAAUUAUAUUCCAGCCAUUUCCUAAUCUAUA
Molecule: messenger RNA, 1993 nt
Organism: Drosophila serrata
Lineage: Eukaryota; Metazoa; Arthropoda; Insecta; Diptera; Drosophilidae
Product: serine/threonine-protein phosphatase PP2A 65 kDa regulatory subunit-like
Biological process (GO): protein dephosphorylation
Cellular component (GO): cytosol; cytoplasm; nucleus
Molecular function (GO): protein phosphatase regulator activity; protein binding
Source: RefSeq, a predicted model, not a curated record